Messenger RNA from Phyllostomus hastatus (greater spear-nosed bat), 2744 nucleotides. It is a transcript of the gene HRH3, whose product is annotated as histamine receptor H3. The record is from RefSeq and is a predicted model, not a curated record. Gene Ontology annotation, molecular function: histamine receptor activity. Gene Ontology annotation, cellular component: membrane. Lineage: Eukaryota; Metazoa; Chordata; Mammalia; Chiroptera; Phyllostomidae. The transcript has 3 exons. Gene Ontology annotation, biological process: adenylate cyclase-activating adrenergic receptor signaling pathway. Bases 370 to 1710 code for a protein of 446 amino acids.
AGGGCUGCAGCCAAUGGCCGGGGCGCUGCGCGGGGCUGGGCGGGCUGGGCGCGGGGCGCUCUUGGCAGCGCGCUGCGCUCGGGGCGCACAGGCGCUCCGGCGGCGGCUUGGGCUCCGGCUCUGCUCCUGCCCCGCUUCGGCUGCAGCGGUCGUGCCGCUGGCCCCACUCGGCUCGGAAUCCGCCCGUCCCCUCGGCGCCGACCGCCCCGGCCUAGGCGCCCGCGGACCAUGCGCCGGGCAUCCCCUGGGGAACCCGGCCCAGCCGAAAGCCCGCAAACACCAGGCUCCCGGCCCGGGGCCCCUCCCGGCCGGCCGGUCGGCGGUCCGCACCCUGCCCCGCGCCCCGGCGCCGCUUGAGCCCGCGGGGCCAUGGAGCGCACGGCACCCGACGGGCCGCUGAACGCGUCGGGGGCGCUGGCUGAAGAAGCGGCGGCGGCGGCGGCGGCGGCGGCAGGGACGCGCGGCUUCUCCGCCGCCUGGACCGCCGUGCUGGCCGCGCUCAUGGCCCUGCUCAUUGUGGCCACGGUGCUGGGCAACGCGCUGGUCAUGCUGGCCUUCGUGGCCGACUCGAGCCUCCGCACCCAGAACAACUUCUUUCUGCUCAACCUCGCCAUCUCCGACUUCCUCGUGGGAGCCUUCUGCAUCCCCCUGUACGUGCCCUACGUGCUGACCGGCCGCUGGCCCUUCAGCCGGGGCCUCUGCAAGCUGUGGCUGGUGGUGGACUACCUGCUCUGCACCUCCUCCGUGUUCAACGUCGUGCUCAUCAGCUACGACCGCUUCCUGUCCGUCACCCGCGCCGUCUCCUACCGGGCCCAGCAGGGCGACACGCGGCGGGCGGUGUGGAAGAUGGUGCUGGUGUGGGUGCUGGCCUUCCUGCUGUACGGGCCGGCCAUCCUGAGCUGGGAGCACCUGUCGGGCCACAGCGCCAUCCCCGAGGGCCAGUGCUACGCGGAGUUCUUCUACAACUGGUACUUCCUCAUCACGGCCUCCACGCUCGAGUUCUUCACGCCCUUCCUCAGCGUCACCUUCUUCAACCUCAGCAUCUACCUGAACAUCCAGAGGCGCACGCGCGAGCGGCUGGACGGGGCGGCCGGGCCGGAGCCCCCGCCCGAGGCCCAGCCCUCGCCGCCCGCUGCCGCGCGCGGCUGCUGGGGCUGCCGGCGGAAGGGGCGCGGGGAGGCCAUGCCCCUGCACAGGUGCGGGGCGGGGGAGGCGGCCCCCGGCCCCGAGGCCGGGGAGGCGGCCCCGGGGGGCAGCGGCGGGGGCACCGUGGGCUCGCCCACGUCCAGCUCGGGCAGCUCCUCGCGGGGCGCGGAGCGGCCCCGCUCGCUCAAGAGGGGCUCCAAGCCGUCGGCGUCCUCGGCGUCGCUGGAGAAGCGCAUGAAGAUGGUGUCCCAGAGCAUCACCCAGCGCUUCCGGCUGUCGCGGGACAAGAAGGUGGCCAAGUCGCUGGCCGUCAUCGUGAGCAUCUUCGGGCUCUGCUGGGCCCCGUACACGCUGCUGAUGAUCAUCCGGGCCGCCUGCCACGGCCGCUGUGUGCCCGACUACUGGUACGAGACGUCCUUCUGGCUGCUGUGGGCCAACUCGGCGGUGAACCCGGUCCUCUACCCGCUGUGCCACUACAGCUUCCGCCGCGCCUUCACCAAGCUGCUGUGCCCCCACCGGCUCAAGGCGCAGCCGCACAGCUCCCUGGAGCACGGCUGGAAGUGAGCCGGCUCGCCGCGGCCACGCCUCCACGCUGCGGCCCGGGCUCCCGGGCGGCCGCCUGCCGGGUGGGAGCCGCCCCUCGUCUGUGGCCAGGCUGUGCGCCGUGGGGGCCUCUCCCGGACCACCCACCCGCAGGGGAGGCGGCUUGGUGGGUGGGCCGAGCUCGCUGCCUGAACUGAAAUGGGGUGGCCGGUCCUGCCCCCCGAGUCCGAGGUCCACCCCAGGAGGGUCUCAGCCACAAUGUCCACCCCCAGACAGUGAUGGCCAGUGGUGUCCACCCUUUGCACAACUGCUGCUUGGCGUUCUUCCCAAAGCAAAUGCUUGGUAUGUGCUCCGGGCUUCCCCACCCGGGGUCGGCCCCUCGUGGGCCCGCCCCCCACACACUGCACACACCUGGGCGCACCGGUGCACCCUCCCCGCCCGCCCCCCACGAGCCCGGGCCGCCCCCUGCUGCCAGCCGCCCCCUGCUUCCGUCCGGGCCCCGGGCCGUCCAGCCCUCCUUCCUGCGGCACCCACCGCCCCAAAGAGCCGCCGGCCCCCCGGGGACGCGCUGCCACUCUCUGCGUUUCGCGCUGGGUGUCUCGGGAAGACAAAGACGGGGAAAACACAUCUGUGAACUCGCUGUUCCUUGGGUGUUUAAUCAAGAGAGACGAGAUUGCAGAGCAGCUCCGGGCAGGAUUGGCAGGUGCGGGCUCCCACGCCCUCACGCCUCCGGCUCGUUUCCGGCGGGGCUGCGCCAGCUGCGCCCGCCCCCUGCCCCCGGCUGGUGGCUCGGGGGGCGUCCGGGGCCGGACGCCUGCCUGGCAGCUCCGCCAGCGUGUCCUGGGGCUGGCGGUCCGAGGGCCAGCCCCCAGCCCUGCCCCGGGGUCCUGAGGCUCGUGGGGUGGUCAGAGGGGACCAGAGCUGGGGUGCUGAGUGGGGGGCCACUUCACCGCGUCUCCUGCACCCGUGGGCGCCCUGCAUGCCCCGCCUCCCCUGUGCCCGCUGCGCUGGCCCUGCAGACCCUGAGGCCCUCAGUAAAGUGUAUUUUUUAUUGG